Messenger RNA from Candoia aspera, 1209 nucleotides. RefSeq names its product ubiquitously expressed prefoldin like chaperone (gene UXT). Bases 312 to 917 code for a protein of 201 amino acids. NCBI's taxonomy places the organism in Eukaryota, Metazoa, Chordata, Lepidosauria, Squamata, Candoiidae. Gene Ontology annotation, molecular function: transcription corepressor activity. Gene Ontology annotation, biological process: negative regulation of transcription by RNA polymerase II. The record is from RefSeq and is a predicted model, not a curated record. The transcript is spliced from 6 exons.
GCUUCUGAGUCGCAUGACUCCGGAAGUAGAAGAGGGAGGGGCUCUCCGCUCCUCGGUGCCGCUUCUUGUAGAGCGAUGCAUCGAAGCGGCUCUUCCGUCUUUGUAAAUCGCAGGCUUAGCCUCUGACCUUUCGAGAAAGGGCUAGGAAUUCUGCCUUGUCCUUUCCCGAAUGCGUAUUGGUUGUUUUCGUGGGCUGACGUGAUUUACGUGGGGUAAAUGUUCAGGUUAGACAGCUGUGAAAACUGCCGGAAGAGGGAAAAUGAGUUACUUGCAUACGGGGUUUUGUGGGCAACGAUAUCAUUUGCUGAAACAUGUUGUGUGGACUAUCUUUUCAAGAUCUGCUUUUUUCUUUCCCGCUUAUAGAUAUUAUUUUUUUCCAAUUAACUUUUCAUACGUUUUUUCCCCCUCCAGAAUCUGUUACUAAUACUUUUUGUGGAAAUCUCAUGGUGAUGCUUAGUGAACAGCAGGUCCAAGAGAAGGUGCUUCAGUAUGAAGCAUUUAUCAAUGAUGUUCUGCAGAGAGACCUUAAGAAAGUGUUGGAGCAGCGCGAUGAGAUUUAUGAAAAGAUUGCUCAGUAUCUGCAACUCAAGAACGUUAUUGAACGUUUACAGGAAACAGGAGGCCAGGAGCUGACAACUCAAGUGGAUCUAGGCUGCCAUUUUUAUGUCAAUGCAGAAGUGCCUGAUACAUCCACCAUAUUUAUAGCUCUAGGUUAUGGGUUCUUUGUGGAGUUGACACUACCAGAGGCGCUAACCUUCAUUGAGAAGAAGAGCAAGUUGCUUACUGAGCUCAGUGAAGCUCUUACUAAAGAUUCUGCCAAAAUAAAAGCCAAUAUCCGGAUGGUUUUAGAGGGAUUACGUGAACUGCAAGGUUUCGAAGAUCUGCCUGAGGAGAACAGAAGGGACAUUUUCCUCUAGGUAUCCACCUUCUAUGAUCCAGAGGGAAUAAUUUUGGUUUUUGAUCACAAAAAAGUUGGUUUUUGUGGAUAUUUUGCUGCAGCAGGGGCUGUACAUGUAGCAAGAGAGACAGUGAUAUGAACUAGUGAUGGUGAAUGAGAGACAGUGAUAUGAACUAGUGAUGGUGAAGAACAGCUUCACUUUUAGUGAAUGUGUUGGGCUACUUGAACUUUGUUCCAUGUCUGACUCCAUUAGUUUUGUUUCUUUUUGAAAAUAAUUGUAUUAAUAAUAAAGAUUUUGUAUUUGUGCUGGA